AUGGAUCUGGGGGCGCAAGAUCCCACUGAAGUGGAUCCGCGUUGGAUCCAUGCCUAUCGAUCGUUCAGUGUGCUUAAAGCCAAGGUCGUCACUACUCCGAUCUUGCGGCACUUCGAUCCGGAUCGAAGAGAUACGGUUGUAGUGUAUGCUGGUGACUGGGCCAUUUUGGGAUCAUUGAUGCAGGAAUACGACCAGAUCUACUACCCCGUGCUGUUUGCGAGCCGCACUCUGAAGUCAAAUGAGCUGAAUUAUGGUAUCGCAGAGAAGGAGGUACUGGCCUUACUGCGGAUCCUACAUCUUAACUACAAUGCCUUGGUCGGACGUCCGAUCCCUGUGUGA
Messenger RNA from Phytophthora megakarya, 339 nucleotides. The record is from the annotation of a GenBank genome assembly. NCBI's taxonomy places the organism in Eukaryota, Oomycota, Peronosporomycetes, Peronosporales, Peronosporaceae.